AUGGAGGAUGAACGGAGGAGCCUGUCGGGGGGCCCCUGCUUGCCGGUCCCGAUGGAGAGCCCGGCUGGACAGGGUGUGCCAACCCCCAGCAAGUCCUUCUCCUCUGCCCCUCGCCACCUGAGUCGGAAACGUGGGCUCUCCAAGCUCUGCCACAGCAGGGUGGUGCUCUCUGAGGACCGGUGGAGCUCCUACUGCCUGUCGUCACUGGCUGCCCAGAACAUCUGUGCCAGCCCGCUGCCAGGCGUGGGGCUUCCAGAGCUCGCUGAUGCCACUGGCUCACUGGGGAGCACAUCCUGCUGCUCGCUGCUGCGGGGCCUGCCCUCAGGCCUGUCUGCACCCCUGCUCCCGGCCCCCAUGGGCAACCCCAACAAGGCCAUUUUCACAGUGGAUGCCAAGACCACUGAGGUCCUGGUUGCUAAUGACAAGGCCUGUGAGCUCCUGGGGUACAGCAGCCAUGACCUGAUUGGCCAGGAACUUAAACAUCUCUUCCUGAAGUCGGACUCAGACGUGCUGGGAGCCCUCAGCGAGGAGCAAGUGGAAGCUGAUGGCUGCGCAGCUGUGGUGUUUGGGACAGUGGUGGAAAUCAUUAGCCGCAGUGGAGAGAAGAUCCCAGUCUCCGUGUGGAUGAAGCGAAUCCGGCAGGGGUCCCGCCACUGUUGUGUGGUGGUGCUGGAGCCUGUAGAGAGGGUCUCAGCCUGUGUCUCCUUCCUGCGUGAUGGAACCAUCACAUCAUGCGACAGUCUCUUUGCACAUCUCUACGGCUACACGUCUGGAGAGGAGGUUAUUGGGCAGUGCAUCACAGAGCUGAUUCCGUCUGUGCAGAUCCCUUCCCAUGGUGAGACCAUUCCAAAGAAUCUGAGGAUCCAGAGGUCUGUGGGGAGAGCAAGGGAUGGCACCACCUUCCCUCUGAGCCUCAAGCUCAAGUCCAAACCUGGCCCUGAUGAGGGCGAGGGUGGGCCGCCCGUGCCCGUGCUUGGCUACACGGCCUCCAUCUGGGUGUUCUGUACCAUCAGUGGCCUCGUCACCCUGCUGCCAGAUGGCACCAUCUACGGCAUCAACCAGAACUUCGCACUCAUGCUCUUCGGCUAUGGGAAGGCUGAGCUCCUGGGCAAGAACAUCACGUUCCUGAUCCCCGGCUUCUACAGCUACAUGAACCUCACCCACAACAGCUCCUUGCCUCUGCCUGACCUGACCCCGGGCCUUGGUGUCAGCUACAGAAACAGCCCCAGGGGGGCAUCAGUGGACCCCUGGCAGGGCUGGGAACUGUCUGGUGGGGCUGCGGGUGGUGGUGUGAACAUUAUGCUCACGGCCACUGACGCCCAGCUGCAAAAUGAGACCCUGUCUCCUGGCCAUAGCCCAAGCAGUGUGUUCCUGAGGACCCAGACCCCUUGGGAACCUGGAGCCCCCUUGCCCGCCCCACGCUCCUCCCAGCUGUCCUCUGGGGCCGACACUGUAGGAGGAUACUCGCUGGCCCAGGACCAGAAGAGCAGGCAGGGCCCUGGGGACGGCAGCCAGCGUGAGCCUCGGGAGGAGAGUCUGCGGGCUGUGCAGGAGCACUCCCGUACUCCAGCUCCAGUGGACAGCAGAACGCAGAACAUUCUGGAGGGAGACCUGGCUCCAGCGGGGACCCUGGGCUUUAGCACUCAGGCUGCGGCUGCUAUGCCGCAGCCCCACGCUGUGAGCCAGCUCGCUGAAACCAGCAUCCUGAUGCACUGUCCCCGGUGUGGGACUGAGCUGCUUGCCCCGCAGAGGGACCUGAGGCCCCUCGGCUCAGCACUCGUCUUCCUGGACAAACUGUGGCUGGCAGGGGCCAGUGACAGGGAGGAGCUGCGGACCUGUCUCAUCAAGGAGCAGCUGUCUGCGCAGAGCCUACCUGGGGCCACCAGCCUCCCCCUCGUCAGACCUCGGCCCCCAGGAUGCCCCCCCUUGCCUGAGCCAUUAUCAGUCUGCAGCCUUGGCUGCAGAGCCUUGCAGGGUGGCCGCUCGGGCAGCUCCUCUGCCUGUUACGCGCUGGCCACAGACCUCCCUGGUGCCCUGGGCCCCACCGAUGGACACGGUGCUGAUGUGGCUGCCUUCUCCUGGGACUUCAAGGAGCUCUUCCUGAGUGAGCAAAUGGCCCACACGGCCUCUAGCUGCUCCUGCUCCACUUCGGACCUCACUCGGACGCCGUCUGACGUGGAUGAGGACGACCUUCCGGGACGGCAGGCGGACUCCCCAGGGCUGGGCCGGGAGGGCCUACUGCUGCUCACUGGUACCUCCUCUGACCCUAGCACUUCUCACAUGGGCUGCCUGACCCACAGCCACCCGGCCCUGCCUGGAACCCAUCUGCUAUCCUCUCUGCCUCCUGAAGCCGGUCCUGGGGACAUGCUCCGUCACAGCAAGCCCCAGGAGCUGGGCCUUCAAGGGACUUCCACGCCCACAAAAGGGGAGAGCAUCCCACUGGGGGCCCUGACUCCACCUCGUGUGAUCCAGGAGGGCACCUACUUGAGCAGCUGCUACCACCGAGAUGGCUCUCGACUGAGUGUGCAGUUUGAGGUACGGCGUGUGGAGCUCAGUGGUGCAGCCACACUGUUCUGCUGUUGGCUGGUCAAAGACCUGCUGCACAGCCACCGGGACGCAGCUGCCCGCACCCGCCUGCUGCUGGCCAGUGUGCCCAGCUCCACACACUCUGUGGCUGAGCUGUCAGGCUCCAGCCUUGGUGAGAUGCUCAGAGCUAAGCCUUGGUUUGAGGAGUGCCCAAAACCCACUGAGCUGGAGGGGCUGGCAGCCUGCGAGGGUGCGUACUCCCACAAAUACAGCACCCUGAGCCCGCUGGGCAGCGGGGCUUUUGGCUUCGUGUGGACCGCCAUGGACAAGGAGGAGAACAAGGAGGUUGUGGUGAAGUUUAUCAAGAAGGAGAAGGUUCUGGAGGACGGCUGGGUCGAGGACCCCAAGCUCGGGAAGGUCACUCUGGAGAUAGCAAUCCUUUCCACGGUUGAGCAUGCCAACAUUAUCAAGGUGCUGGACGUGUUCGAGAACCAAGGAUUCUUCCAGCUGGUGAUGGAGAAGCACGGGUCCGGGCUGGACCUCUUUGCCUUCAUCGACCACCACCCCAACCUGGACGAGCCGCUGGCCAGCUACAUUUUCCGGCAGCUGGUGUCAGCGGUGGGAUAUUUGCAUGCACGGGGCAUCAUUCACCGGGACAUCAAGGACGAGAACAUUGUGAUUGCGGAGGACUUCACAAUCAAGCUGAUUGACUUUGGCUCUGCGGCCUACUUGGAAAGGGGGAAAUUAUUUUAUACCUUUUGUGGAACAAUUGAGUACUGUGCACCAGAAGUUCUCAUGGGAAACCCGUACCAGGGCCCAGAGCUGGAGAUGUGGUCGCUGGGCGUCACCCUGUACACCCUGAUAUUUGAGGAGAACCCCUUCUGUGAGCUGGAGGAGACUAUGGAGGCGGUGCUGAACCCUCCGUAUGUGGUGUCAGAAGAGCUUAUGAGCCUUGUGUCCGGCCUGCUGCAGCCAGCUCCUGACCAGCGCACCACCCUGGAGAAGCUGGUAGAGGACCCAUGGCUGACACAGCCGGUGAACCUGGCUGACUACACCUGGGAAGAGGUGUGCCGGGUGAGCAGGCCAGACUCUGGGGUCCUGACUGCUGGUUCUUCGGCAGCGGAACGCACGUGCUGUGCCCUCGUGCUUGUCCGGACGCUGUGA
Elephantulus edwardii (Cape elephant shrew) is the source of this 3690-nucleotide messenger RNA. It is a transcript of the gene PASK, whose product is annotated as PAS domain containing serine/threonine kinase. NCBI's taxonomy places the organism in Eukaryota, Metazoa, Chordata, Mammalia, Macroscelidea, Macroscelididae. The record is from RefSeq and is a predicted model, not a curated record. The transcript has 18 exons. Bases 1 to 3690 code for a protein of 1229 amino acids. Gene Ontology annotation, cellular component: cytoplasm; cytosol; nucleus. Gene Ontology annotation, biological process: protein phosphorylation; negative regulation of glycogen biosynthetic process; intracellular signal transduction. Gene Ontology annotation, molecular function: ATP binding; protein serine/threonine kinase activity.